AUGGAGUUCACUGGAGAAGUCGACGACUUCGAUCUGGCCCUCAUCCGCCAGCAACUACUCGGGACCGACGGUAGUUUCCCGGCGGCGGCCGCUAGCCACCAGGCCCCAUUUUGCGACGACGUCAGCUUCCCCGUGCUGCCACUACCUUCCACGGUGGAACCGGCGGCGUACCAGCCCAUGUCAUUCUUCACGCAGCACCCGGAGCAGCAACAGAUGAAGGGGUACAUAGACCUGCCACGGGAGUACGUGAACUCCUCUGCGCCAGGGGCCGAGACGGGGGUGUUCCGACCGCCGGAGCUGGCCGCACCGGCGCCGGUGAUGAUGAUACAGUUCGGCGGCGAGCCAUCUCCUGUGGCUCUAAGGGCACCGCCGUCGCUGAGCAUCUCCGUACCGGCCGGCCCGGGCUCGUUCGGGUGGGCUUCCGCGGUAGCACCGCCUCCUCCGGCAGUGGCCGCGGAGGACUUCCGCAAGUACCGCGGCGUGCGGCAGCGGCCAUGGGGAAAGUACGCGGCGGAGAUCCGAGACCCGAAGCGACGGGGCUCCCGCGUGUGGCUCGGCACCUACGACACAUCGAAGGAGGCCGCGCACGCUUACGACCGUGCCGCGUUCCGGAUGCGCGGCGCGAAAGCCAUUCUCAAUUUCCCCAACGAUGUCGGCACCCGCGGCGCUGAGCUCUGGGCGGCUCCCGCUCCCGUGUCCCUGGCGUCCGCCGCCGGCGCAACGAACAAACGGAAGAGAUCCCAGGAGGAGGAGGAGCCCGAUGUGGAGGUGAUGGGAGUGGUAAUAAACAAGGCCGUCAAGACCGAGGCGCCGUCGCCGUCGUCGGCCCAGGUGUUGUUGGACACGCCCUCGUCCAUGUCGACGUGGACAGCAUCUUCGACCGUGACAUCGGCGGCUACGACGCCGGAGGGAGGUUUUCCUCCGACGCCAUCGAGCUCCGGCUGGGAUCAGUACUGGGAGGUGUUGCUCGGAGGCAUGCCGCUUCUGUCUCCCCUGUCGCCGCACCCGACGUUGGGGUUCCCGCAGCUGACCGUUAGUUAA
This is a messenger RNA of Lolium rigidum, 1041 nucleotides long. RefSeq names its product ethylene-responsive transcription factor ERF105-like. Gene Ontology annotation, molecular function: DNA binding; DNA-binding transcription factor activity. The record is from RefSeq and is a predicted model, not a curated record. Gene Ontology annotation, biological process: ethylene-activated signaling pathway; regulation of DNA-templated transcription. The coding region runs from base 1 to 1041 and encodes 346 amino acids. Lineage: Eukaryota; Viridiplantae; Streptophyta; Magnoliopsida; Poales; Poaceae. The transcript has a single exon.